Messenger RNA from Anolis sagrei ordinatus, 465 nucleotides. The record is from RefSeq and is a predicted model, not a curated record. Lineage: Eukaryota; Metazoa; Chordata; Lepidosauria; Squamata; Anolidae.
GGAGGGCGCUUGCCAGCCAUGCUGGGCAUCGUCGGGGGCGGGAGAGCGCUGCUCCGGAUUCUGCGCGUGGGUCAAGUCGAGUUGGCCAGGUGCAGCGCGAUGAGGAAGCUCUCCGCCAUGUCUUCACAGGCUCAUUGGUUGACCACAGAAGAAAGGAACCAAGUUUUAUACGAUCUCAAGGCUACUGGUUUGUCUGAGCUCACAGAAAGAGAUGCCAUAUACAAGGAAUUCACCUUCAAAUCAUUCAAUCAGGCAUUUGGUUUUAUGACUCGGAUUGCUCUUCAGGCUGAAAAAAUGAAUCAUCACCCUGAGUGGUUUAAUGUAUACAAUAAGGUCCAAAUAACUCUCAUUUCCCAUGACUGUGGUGGGCUGUCGAAGCGAGAUGUCAAGCUGGCUCAGUUUAUUGACAAAGUGGCUGUGUCUGUCUAACCAGUGGAUGUUGAAAUCAGUGUUGAAGCAGCAUUU